CUUCUGCGCAGUCGCGGCCGGGGCGGCUAGGCGGCGGGCGCUCGGUGGCGGCGGGCUGAGGCGGGGGAUGCUCCAACGGACGCGAUGGCCCCCGCCAUGCAGCCGGCCGAGAUUCAGUUCGCUCAGCGGCUGGCGUCCCACGAGAAGGGCAUCCGGGACCGGGCGAUGAGGAAGCUGCGCCAGUACAUCAGCGUGAAGACGCAGAGGGAGACAGGGGGUUUCAGCCAAGAAGAACUUCUAAAAAUCUGGAAAGGGCUGUUCUACUGCAUGUGGGUGCAGGAUGAGCCUCUUCUGCAGGAGGAGCUAGCGAACACUAUUUCCCAACUCAUCCAUGUUGUUAACAACUCAGAGGCUCAGCACCUGUUCAUCCAGACCUUCUGGCAGACCGUGAAUCGCGAGUGGCCUGGCAUCGAUGGGCUCCGCCUGGACAAAUUCCACAUGCUGAUCCGUCUGGUCCUGAGGCAGUCCUUCGAAGUUCUGAAGCAAAACGGCUGGGAAGAAAGCCGUAUCAAGCUUUUCCUCGACGUCUUGAUGAAGGAGGUCCUGCAUCCUGAGAGUCGGUCUCCAAACGGAGUGAAGUUCCACUUCAUCAACAUUUACCUGGACGAGCUGUCCAGGGUGGGCGGGAAGGAGCUUUUGGCAGAUCAGAAUCUCAAGUUUAUUGAUCCAUUCUGCAAGAUUGCUGCCAAGAGUAGGGACCAGACUUUGGUACAGACUAUAGCUAGGGGUGUUUUUGAAGUCAUUGUAGAUCAGUCUCCUUUUGUACCUGAAGAGACAGUCAAGGAACAGAAAACACAAGUGGGUGGCAGCAACCUCUCAGAUGAAGAGACAUCUGAAAACGAGAUGACGUGGAGAAAAGCAGUCAGGAAAAAGAAAGCAGCACUGGGCAAAUAUCACUCUGGAAAAGAGUUCAGCCAGGAAGGCGGACAGGAUGGCGGCAGAAGUGUGGAGGACACUGGGCCACUUCUCCAGUUUGACUACAAGGCGGUUGCUGACCGACUCCUGGAAAUGACCAACAGGAAAAACGUCCCUCCCUUCAACAGGAAAAGUCUCUCCGAGCUCAUCAAGAAAUUCCAAGAUCUCUCUGAAGCAGGCAGUCUCUCUCACCUCAGUUUUGCUGAGGAUAGCACUGCUGAUGAAGAUGACCAGACCCGCAGUCAAGGAACACGUAAGAAGAAAGGGAAUAAACUUUUGCAGAAGACAGACAUGGCAGGAGGGAAAGGAACCAAGUUCUUCCCUGCCAAGGAAGAGGAGAGCAAAGGUGGCAUUCCAAAGAAAAAGAGGAAAAAGAAGAAGAAGAACCAACUCCAGGCUGAACGCACAGGGCCCAGUGGGGAAACCACGAGCCAAGAACAGAAUGGGAGCCAGGAGCCGGAGGCCAGUCCCAAAAGAGCCCCGGAGGCAAGUGGAGCUGAGCUGGGAAUUUUGGCCAUGCCAGGCACCCGGGAGCAGAGCAGCUUGGAGCGCCCCUCCUUGCAGAGUAGGAGGAAGCGGCCCAGGAAGAGGAGCCCACGGAUCCAGGUGGAGGGCCUGGAGUCAACAGCAUCGCCUCUGGAGGGGGGAGCCCCUCGAGUGGCCCCAGCCAGCGGUGCCCCGGUCCUGAAGAGGAGGCGGGAGCUGGGAGCCCUGCUGGUCAAUGGCAGUGGCCCGCCUGUGCUGGCCUGGCCCGCGCCCCAGAGGGAAGGACCCCCAGCCAGCCCAGCAGACAGAGGGGACUGCCCUGCCACCCUGCCCCCGGGCGAGAAACUGAAGAAGAGUGGGGGGCCCAGCGGCCUUGACCUCUACAACUCGUGCACUCAGAAAGCUGCCAUUUUGAAAAAGAGGAAGAAAAUGAAGGAGAUGUCAAACUCUGUGGAGCCCAGAGGGAUGAAGCUCGUCCCAGCCCUGGGCAGUGGUGGGGUGCAUGGCCCUUUGAAGAAGAAGCUGAGGACGGAGAAGGACUUCGUGAAGUUCGACGCCGCGUCCUCCCCGAAGCCCCUGUUCUUCAGGAAGGCCAAGGGCAGCAUCGCUGCCUCACCGGGCCCCACCCUGCAGUCACACAGAACCCCGUCCAGCUCCAAGAAGGUGACCUUUGGGUUGAACAGGAACAUGACAGCAGAGUUCAAGAAGACAGACAAGAGCAUCUUGGUCAGUCCCACGGGCCCCUCCCGAGUGGCCUUCAACCCUGAGCAGAGGCCCCUCCAUGGGGUGCUGAAGACCCCCACCAGCUCACCGGCCAGCACCCCUCUGGGCCCCAAGAAGCCGCUGACCGCCAUGCCAAAGAGAAGGCCAACAGCUAUGGACUUCUUCUAAGAUAGUCAGAGUCCUUUUAAAGACUGCUUUUGUACAGAAUAUUCUAUAAAUUAUAAUGUUUAAAAGGCA
Cervus elaphus (red deer) is the source of this 2361-nucleotide messenger RNA. It is a transcript of the gene RRP1B, whose product is annotated as ribosomal RNA processing 1B. NCBI's taxonomy places the organism in Eukaryota, Metazoa, Chordata, Mammalia, Artiodactyla, Cervidae. The transcript has 16 exons. Gene Ontology annotation, biological process: rRNA processing. Gene Ontology annotation, cellular component: preribosome, small subunit precursor; preribosome, large subunit precursor; nucleus. The record is from RefSeq and is a predicted model, not a curated record. The coding region runs from base 85 to 2292 and encodes 735 amino acids.